AUGGCCCGCCUCGCCACCCUCGCCCUGCUCCUCCUCUCCCUCGUGUCCGUCGCAAGCUGCCGCGACCUUGAGGCCAUCUCCGACGACCAGGGCCCGCCCGUCCCCGUCCUCCUCACUCGAGAUGAUCAGGCGGAUGCUGCUGCUGAGGUGACGACCCUUCCGAGCUUCCCGGGCCCGGCCGUCGCAUGGGACGAGGACGAGCUCCCCUCCCACCGCGGUCACCUCUGGUUGGCGCGCCGUCACGGCUUCUUCCACCGCCCCGGCGCGUUCUCCGGCCUGGGCGAGGCCCGCGUCCAACCUGCGGUCUUCUUCCCCACCGAGCUUGAUCGCGGCGAAGAGCAAGCACCCUGGAAGGCGGUGCUGGAGGCGGUUGCGGAGCCUUACCACGACUCACGCGCAGCCACCGACGGCGAGCAAAAGCCGUUUCAUGCCAAGGAGGAGGGACAGGAGAACGAGGCAGUGAAGAUGGCGAGGAGGUUCGGUCACUGCGUCGGCCUCCCCCACCGCCACCACCACGACCAGGAAGAGAAGGACAAACGACAACCACGGGCAGGACAAGGAUGA
Messenger RNA from Triticum turgidum subsp. durum (durum wheat), 564 nucleotides. The record is from the annotation of a GenBank genome assembly. Lineage: Eukaryota; Viridiplantae; Streptophyta; Magnoliopsida; Poales; Poaceae.